GUUAGAAGCAACAUGGCUGGGCACACUGCGCGGUACAUAUUGAAAAUGGGAAACGUCUCGGAGAUGUCGAGAUGACGUGUCCAAUGGGAGGAAAUGUCAACGAAUGACUGGGCAAGAAUAGAAGAAAAAUAGGGAGAUACGGUUGUGAACUAAAUCACUGUUAGACAGCGUUUUUCUCAAAAAUUGUUAUAAUUGAAUAUCCUAAAUUUGAAAUAAUAUCCUAAAGUGAAUUCGACCUGAAUUGCAAUAAUACUUUACAGGCACAACAGGCUAAAAGUGGGGUUAAAAUCUACAUUGGAUUAAAAAGCUAGAUUCCUACGUAAGUAAAAUUGGUUAAAAACAUGCAAACGAUUUAUAACAAAAAUAAUCUAAUAGGCAGAGCCGGUGUCAACAAAAAUAGAAUUGCCUGUGCCAUUCGAAAGAGGUUUUCGGAUUGGAAGACUAAUAAUUGUAAGUAAAUCUGAUUGUGGGAAUUCGAAACGUUUAAUAAAUUAAAAAUCUAUUUUUAGCUUUGAUCGACCGUAAAACAACGACGAUUUCAAGGACUUAUUAAAAUAUAAUCCGAACAACAUCAAAGAAUUAUUACCCUCAAAAGAUGGCACACAACGGCAGAGACUGCAUGAUGUGUGAAGAUCCGAAUGAUGUCUCGGAUAUGGUCCAAUGCGAUAAAUGUCAGCUGUGGGCUCAUUACACAUGUGUUGGGGUCACAGAGUCCAUUCGAGAACAGGAUUGGAAUUGUAAAAACUGUGCACGUGAGCUGCAAGUUCCGAAUACGAAGAAGAAAACCAAAAGAACUGGUGCGGCGAAAGCAAAAAGUGAUGGUGGAUCCGUACACGGAGAAGAUGACUCAUUGAGUGCAUCCUUACGAAAACUCGAACAAGAGCGGCGAGCAAUGGAAAAGAAGCUAGAAGAGGAAUUAAUCUUGCAGGAGAAGAGAUUGAUUAUGGAGGCGGAAUUAAAAGCAAAACGUCGACAAAGAGAGUUGGAGAUUCAAGAGAAAGUUUUGGCACAAGAACGGGAAUUGAAAAAACGUCAGUUGGCAGAGGAACGUAAAAUGAUGGAACGGCAUCUGGCAGAAGAACGUGCUUACUCGGAAGAACGUAGGCAGUUGCACGAAGCGUUCCAGCGUCAGAGGAACUUGGUAGCGAAAGAAUUCACAAAUCAGGAUACAACCGUGGGAGAAUCCAGCAAGGCUGAAAAGGAGAUGUCCUUUGACAACAAGAUACAAUUCUGGAUGAACAAGCAGGAUCCAAGGACCAAAAAGCCAUUGGAGACUGUCGGUGUACAAAAAAGACUUUCAGGAGUUCCUGCCGAUGAAGACUAUGAAGAAACCGAUGACGAUGAUGAAGAGGAAGUCGACUCGUGUGAAGAAGAAGAAGAAGCCACCGAGGACUCGGAAGAAGAGCGUGAAGAAGUUGUUAAGCCUAAAGGACGAGUAUUGGAACACAGUAGGAAGAAAGAUCGGAAGAAUGGAAACCCACAACAACCUGAAACAUUGUCUUCAGCUCAAAUCGCUGCGCGUCAGGCGAUAUCGAAACACUUGCCGGUGUUUAGAGGCGAACCAGAAGUUUGGCCAAUCUUCAUCAGCAGUUAUGAGUUCACGACGAAGGCCUGUGGAUUUUCCAACCUUGAUAAUCUUAAACGACUACAGGAUAGCUUGCAAGGGAACGCUUUGGAAGCCGUGCGAAGCAGGUUGGUCCUUCCAAAUUCCGUACCAGACGUCAUUGAAGAUCUUCGCCGUUUAUUUGGAAAGCCGGAGAAGCUCCUGAAAACUUUGCUAUCCAAGGUUCGUAACUCCACGGCUCCCAGAGCCGACCGCCUCGAGACCUUUAUCCAGUUUGGGCUUACCGUUAAACAACUUUGCGAUCACCUGGAGGCCGCAAAACUCAAAGAGCAUCUUAGCAACCCGAUGCUAGUCCAGGAACUAGUCGAUAAGCUGCCACCGGACUACAAGCUCGACUGGGUGCGGUUUAAGAGAGGAAAGAAGGGAACGCCACUUCGAAUGUUCACCAACUUCAUGAACGAUAUCGUUUCGGAUAUAUCUGAGGUGUCGGAGUUCUCGUCUAUCGAGUUGGGAGAAUCGUCGUCGUCAAGCUUGUUCAACAAAGGAAAACCUCGGCGCAAAGAGUUUAUCCACGUCCAUGAAGCUGUUCACAAUCAAAACGAAUACCAUCUGGGGGCGAUCGGCGAAGCGAAAGAAAUGAAGCCAUGCUGGGUGUGUAAGCGGACUGACCACAAACUAAGAUUCUGCGAUGACUUCAAAAAGUUGAAGGUGGCUGAACGUUUGAAGGUAGUGGAUCAGAACAAACUCUGUAUGCUUUGUCUGAACAAUCACGGGAAGAGCCCGUGUAACUUUAAGGUCCGUUGCGCUAUCCAAGGCUGCCAAGGAGGACAUCAUACGUUAUUGCAUCGAGCCGAAGCUGCCGUCCAACACUCGAAGGUGGAGUGUAACGCACACAGCCAGCGGCAUCGAACUGUCAUCUUUCGCAUGAUUCCAGUUACUAUCCACUACGAGAAUCGUGCAUUUGAUACGUUGGCCUUUUUCGAUGAAGGUUCGUCGUCAACACUUGUCGAGGAGUCGGUGGCAAACUUCCUAGGCGCCGACGGAUGUGUCGAACCGUUGGUAGUCACAUGGACUGGAAAUGUUAAACGAUACGAAAAUACAUCGCGAAAAGUGGACCUUAUGUUAUCUGCUAGAGGAUCACAUGAAACAGUUCCGCUGUUAAAUGCCCACACAGUUGGGGAACUAAAACUGCCACAGCAAAGUCUGCUGGGGGAUGAAAUUGCAGAUAAAUACCCUCAUUUUCAAGACGUGUCUGUUGAAAGCUACCCAUGGUCCGAACCCGGUAUAAUCGUUGGCCUAGACAAUUUACAUUCCUUUGCUCCACUGGAAUCGCGUGUUGGUCAGCCUGGAGAACCCAUCGCAGUGCGGACUAAACUAGGAUGGAUGGUAUAUGGACCCGAACGCCAUAUCCCUGCUGCAGAAAUUCGUUUGAACUUCCACUCGCACGAACCUAUCAGCAACGAAAGCCUUCACGAUCUUCUUCGAAUUCAAUACGUUUUGGAUGAUACUAACCCUAGCUCCAUCGGCUCGUUGGAGUCAUCCGAAGAUCAAAGAGCGCGCCAAAUCCUUCAAUCAACCACGAUCAGAAAAGGAGAUAGGUUUGAAACCGGACUCUUGUGGCGAGACGACGUGCGCCGAUUUCCGGAUAGCUUUCCGAUGGCGAUACGGAGAUUGAAGGCGUUGGAAAGAAAGUUGGACAGCAAUCCAGAACUAUUUCGCAAUGUUCAUCAGCAGGUUAGAGACUACGUUGCAAAAGGGUACGCACAUAAAGCCACGGAAGAAGACCUUUCGGAAUCAAACCGAGGGAAGAUAUGGUACCUCCCGUUGAAUGUAGUGCUGAAUCCCAGAAAACCUGGCAAGGUUCGCCUUGUGUGGGAUGCAGCAGCGACCGUUAAUGGGAUUUCUUUGAAUAGUGAACUUCUGUCUGGUCCGGACCUGCUGCAAUCUCUUCCGGCGGUUAUCAAUAGCUUCCGUGAGCGUAGAAUUGCUUUCGGAGCUGAUAUACAAGAAAUGUAUCAUCAGAUACGCAUUCGCUCCGAGGACAAAUCAGCCCAAAGGUUUCUCUUUCGUUCAAAGCCUACUGACGAACCAGAAGUCUAUGUUAUGGAUGUGGCCACCUUUGGGGCAACAUGCUCCCCGUGCUCCGCUCAAUUCAUCAAAAACCUGAACGCAGCUGAAUACGCGGAAGAAUUCCCAGAGGCUGCUGUGGCCAUAGUUAAAAAUCAUUAUGUAGACGAUUACUAUGACAGUGCGGACUCUAUUGACGAAGCUGUAAAAAUUGCCAGCGAUGUGAAAUUUGUCCAUUCACGUGGAGGUUUCCACAUAAGGAACUGGGUAUCCAACUCCCCCGAGUUCCUACAAGUUAUGGGCGGUUCUUCUGAUAAUCCCAAUAUUCACUUCAAUCGAGAUAAAAGCACAUUGUUCGAGAGAGUAUUGGGAAUCAUCUGGAAUCCGAUGGAAGACGUUUUCUGCUUCUCAACUACUGUGCGAGAGGAUUAUCAACCAGUGCUGCAGGGAAUUGAGCGACCGACGAAAAGAAUAGUGCUCAGUUGCGUGAUGUCUAUGUUUGAUCCUCAAGGACUGCUCUCACCAUUCACGGUAUUUGGAAGGAUGCUGAUUCAAGAUUUAUGGAGGACUGGCUGUGACUGGGACGACGCCUUGGACAACGAUUCGAAUGAAAAAUGGUUACGUUGGACAAAUGCUCUGCCUCUAAUUGCCAAGAUAAAGAUUCAACGCAGCUAUUUCGGAGACGCUAAGUUCGAAGAAAUCGAGAACAUUCAACUUCAUAUACUGACGGACGCGAGUAAAGGAGCCUUUGGAUGUGUUGCAUAUUUUCGUGCAAUAAUCCGAGGAAAAGUCCGGUGUGCUUUAGUAGCAAGCCGUGUGAAAGUAGCUCCUCUGAAGCCCACUUCGGUACCACGUUUGGAACUUCAAGCUGCAGUCUUGGGCGCUAGAUUGGCAAGUACAGUGCGACAGAAUCACUCAUUCAGUAUAUCUCAGCAAUUCUUCUGGACGGAUUCGACCACUGUGCUCUCAUGGAUCAGGUCGGAUCAACGACGCUAUAAGGAAUACGUAGCACUUCGUGUCGGCGAAAUACUGACUCUCAGCAGGCUGUCCGAUUGGAAAUGGAUUCCCACGAAGUUGAAUGUUGCGGAUCAGCUGACAAAAUGGACUCGUGAACCGGAAUUUGGUUCCGAUGCUGUCUGGUUCAAAGGUCCCGAGUUCUUACAUCGUGGAGAAGAAGAAUGGCCAAAGCAAAGGGUUCAACAAACUGCAACGAUGGAAGAGUUGAAAGCGCAUCUUUUGGUUCACAGUGUAACGUUACCGGAAACCGUGAUUGAUUUCUAUCGUAUAUCAAAAUGGACAGUCCUAGUACGAACAGUAGCGACUGUUUACCGAUUCAUUUCCAACUGUAAACGGAAGGUAAGUGGAUUGCCUAUUGAAACGCUCAAGCCUACCAUUAGGCAGGCGCAAGGUUUGAAACAUAAUGAUUAUCCUGCUACGAGGACUCCAUUGAAACAGAGUGAAUUUGCAAAGGCUGAGCGUGCGCUGUUUAAGAUAGCGCAGAAAGAUGCAUUUGAAGCAGAGCUAAAAAUCUUGUUGAAAAACGUCGGUGUAUCUAAGGACAACUGGUUACAGAUUGAAAAGUCGAGCACCUUAUACAAGUUGACACCUUUAGUGGAUGACCACGGAAUCAUUCGCCUGGAAGGUCGUUCAGAACGUGCAGAAUUUCUUCCCUUUGAUUUACGCUUCCCUGUUAUCCUCCCAAAAGAUCAUGGUAUUACAGAAAAAAUAGUUCAGCAUUACCAUGAGAAAUUUGGCCACAGCUAUCGCGAAACUGUGAAAAACGAAAUACGACAACGAUUUUUGAUACCCAAGGUCGGAGUGAUCAUCACAAAGAUUGCCAGGUCAUGUGUGUGGUGCAAAGUCAAUCGUAAUCAACCACAGACUCCUAGAAUGGCGGCUCUACCUAUCCAACGUUUAACUCCGCACCUACGUCCUUUUAGUUUCGUUGGGGUUGACUACCUUGGCCCUGUCACGGUUACAGUUGGUCGACGCUGCGAAAAACGGUGGAUAGUUGUUUUCACCUGUUUAGUAGUUCGAGCGAUUCAUUUAGAGGUAGCUCAUUCUCUGACGACGCAAUCAUGCCUUAUGGCCAUUCGCCGCUUUAUCUGUCGACGUGGUCCACCUCUAGAAAUCUUUUCGGACAAUGGAACGAAUCUGAAAGGAGCAAGUAAAGAGCUACUAGCCAACGUUCGAGCAAUUGAUGAGGAGUGUGCUAACGAAGUGACCUCUGCUUGUACCAAAUGGAGUUUUAACCCUCCUGCUACUCCCCACAUGGGGGGAGUAUGGGAGCGGCUCGUGAGAUCGGUAAAGGAGCUGCUGGUUGUACUAGAUGACGGGCAAAAACUGAACGACGAGAUUUUAUCAACAUCUAUUGCCGAAGCUGAAGAUAUUAUAAAUUCAAGACCUCUCGUCUAUGAACCAAUGGAGUCCGAUGAAGGCAUGGCGCUAACUCCGAAUAGCUUUCUUCGUGGGGUAUCAUCGAACGAACUAUGGCGACCGCAGGAAGUAAAUCACUCAGCGAAGGCUCUGAGGGAUUCGUAUCAUCGUUCACAGCAAUUGACCGAAGAAAUUUGGAAAAAAUGGAUCCGUGAAUACAUUCCGUCCGUGAAUAUUCGUACCAAGUGGUUUGCGGAUAGCAAGAACCUGAAAGUAGGAGACUUAGUAUACGUGGUGGAAGGAGCGAAACGGAAGUGUUGGGUACGAGGCCUAGUUGAAGAAGUGAUCGUUUCCAGCGAUGGCAGAGUUCGACAAGCGUGGGUUCGAACGAAUAGCGGUUUAUGUAAGCGAGCUGCAGUGAACUUAGCCAUGUUGGAGGUAACCGAUAGUGACACUGAACCGGAACUGGCCCCCGGUACAGGAUCACGGGUGGGGGCAUGUUAGAAGCAACAUGGCUGGGCACACUGCG
Molecule: messenger RNA, 6536 nt
Organism: Aedes albopictus (Asian tiger mosquito)
Lineage: Eukaryota; Metazoa; Arthropoda; Insecta; Diptera; Culicidae
Exons: 2
Coding region: 596-6511 (1971 amino acids)
Biological process (GO): DNA integration
Molecular function (GO): nucleic acid binding
Source: RefSeq, a predicted model, not a curated record